CAUCGCGUUUUGACGCCAUGUCCGCGCGGAGCGAGGAUGACGUCGUUCGCCCACACGAACCUACCGCCGAAUCGAAAAAGCAGCGCAAGAAGAGAGAGGAGGCGUUCGAGUGCAACGUGUGCAACAAGAGACUGGCGACGAGCGGCGGUAGGAGAGAGCACCUCAGGACCCACUCUGGGGAGAAGCCGUUCGAGUGUGUCGAAUGCAACAAAAAGUUUUCGCAAAGCAGUCAUUUGCGCACGCAUCAGCGAACGCACACGGGGGAGAAGCCUUACGAGUGCACCGAGUGCGACUACAAGUGUUCAGACACUGGCGCUCUAGCCGUUCACCUCCGCACCCACACCGGAGAGAAGCCCUUCGACUGCACUGUGUGUGAUAAGAAGUUUUCGCAAAGCGGCGAUCUGCAAACGCACGUGCGCAUUCACACAGGAGAGAAGCCCUUUGAAUGUACCGAGUGCAGUAAGAAAUUUGCUGAUAAAUAUCAGCUGGCCAUCCACAGCCGGAGCCACACCGGAGAGAAGCCUUACGGGUGCAACGAGUGCGGCUACAGGUGCACCACGAGUGGAAGUCUCAAGUCACACCUCCGCUCCCACACCGGGGAGAGGCCCUUCGGGUGUACGGUCUGCGACAAGAAAUUCAGGGCCAGUGGAAACCUGCGCGCGCAUCUCAGAACCCACACAGGAGAAAAGCCCUACGAGUGCUCUCUGUGCAACAGGAAAUUUAGUGAAAGUGGGGCAUUGCGAGGUCAUCUCCGAACCCACACAGGAGAAAAGCCAUUUCAGUGCGGUGUCUGCAGCAAGAGAUUUACCACAAGAGUAUACCUCCGAAUACAUGGACGUAUCCACACAGGAGAGAAGCCGCACGCGUGCACGAUGUGCGACAAGAAAUUUGCACGAAGUGGCAGUAUGCGAAUGCAUAUCCGCCGUAUCCACACCAGAGACAAGCCCUUCGAAUGUUUUUUGUGCCACAGGAAAUUUUCAGACAGGGGGCAUCUGCGAACACACUGCCUUACACACACAGGAGAGAAGGCCUUUCAGUGUACGGUCUGCGACAAGAAGUUUGCGUACAGUGACAGUCUGAGAGCGCAUCUCCGCAGCCACACCGGAGAGAGAGGGAAGACUUUCGAGUGCGCGUUGUGCGACAAGAAGUUUACGCAAUCCAGCAAUUUGCGUACUCACCUCAGAACCCACACGGGAGAACAGCAUUAUAAACACGAAUGCUCUGUAUGCAACAAGAAAUUUCAGACCAGUUCGUGCCUACGCAUACACAUCCGCACCCACACAGGAGAGAAGCCCUUCGAGUGCGGUCUGUGUGAGAAGAGAUUUAGUGAAAGUGGAAAACUGAAAACUCAUCUACGAACCCACUCUGGGGAGAAGCCGUUCGAGUGUGUCGAAUGCAACAAAAAGUUUUCGCAAAGCAGUCAUUUGCGCACACAUCAGCGAACGCACACGGGAGAGAGGCCUUACGAGUGCACCGAGUGCGACAAGAAGUAUUCGAACACUGGCGCUCUAGCCGUUCACCUCCGCACCCACACCGGGGAUAAGCCCUUCGAGUGCAGCGUGUGCAGCAAGAGAUUCAGGCAACAGCCGCAUCUCGACAUGCAUCUCCAUAUCCACACCGGAGAGAAACCUUUAGAGUGUUCUGUUUGCAACAAAAGAUUUGCGCAUUCUUGGACCCUAAGAGCACACGUUCUCCGAGUCCACGCAGACUCCUCGGGAAAGCAAGUCAAAUGUACGGUUUGCGACGGGAAGUUUUGGACGGAGGGAGAGUUGCGUUCACACCUACGUACGCACACUGGGGAGAAGCCGUUCCAGUGUUCUGUCUGUCAGGACACAUUUUCGCACUCCUCCGCGUUGCGAGCGCACCUCCGCCGCCACCACACGGGAGAGAAGCCCUUCGAGUGUCCAGUGUGUGGCAAGACAUUUGCGUCCAGGCGUCUUCUUCAGACUCACGUCCGCAUCCACGCAGGAGAAACGACGUUCGAACGCGAAGCCCGCGCCAUGAAAUGUUCACGUGGUGCCAGAGCGCGGUCAGAUGUCCGCCCCGACGAGUUAGAAGGACCUUACAAGUGUACCGAGUGCGGACGGCUGUUUCUAGACGGCCGUCACUUGUUCGUUCACCUCCAAGAGCAUUUGUCGUGCGAAUAA
Messenger RNA from Frankliniella occidentalis (western flower thrips), 2147 nucleotides. Its product is annotated as zinc finger protein 658B-like. Gene Ontology annotation, cellular component: nucleus. Gene Ontology annotation, biological process: regulation of transcription by RNA polymerase II. NCBI's taxonomy places the organism in Eukaryota, Metazoa, Arthropoda, Insecta, Thysanoptera, Thripidae. The transcript has a single exon. Bases 18 to 2147 code for a protein of 709 amino acids. The record is from RefSeq and is a predicted model, not a curated record. Gene Ontology annotation, molecular function: DNA-binding transcription factor activity, RNA polymerase II-specific; RNA polymerase II transcription regulatory region sequence-specific DNA binding.